AUGCUGCGGACGCGCGGCGCCGGGGCGGGCGGGGCACUGCGCGCAGGUCGCCUGCGCUAUGGGGUGCAUGUUGCUGCCUGUGGCGGGCCAGCUGUGCGUGCUGCAGGCAGAUGGCUCGUGCGCCCCGGAGGGCCGGAUGCCCUUCCCGAAGGUGCCCGAUUUCGACCGGUGCUCCUUUCAUUACCAGAAGCAGCGGGCCGCGUCCCUCGUGAUGUUGGAACACGUCGCCGAGUUGGGCCGAGAUCGGGAGGGGCACGACAAGCGCGGAGAGCCUCCUGCGGGCUUGGAUUUGUUGGCGUCGAACGGGCCCUUCUUGCUCCACGGACCAUGGCCCUGGACCCGACCAGCCACCCGAAUGCCAGCGCCCAGCGCUUCGAGGGCCUGGCGGGCAGGCUGCCCCAGCCUUCGGUCUCGCCGUGCCCGCCGCGGCCAAAGCUGCAGGGCAGGGUCGUCCAGGCAACGAAGGUAGAAGAGGUGACAUUUCCUAGCCUUCUGCGGCUUUGCCUCUGGUACGACAAGCCUCUGGUCGUGUGCUGCCUGGCCAACACACCCUUCAGGCCGGUCUUGCGGAGCAUCUUCCUGAAGGUCACGGAGCCGUUUCUGGACCGCGCCGUGUUCGUCCUUGCGGAGGAUCCUGACUUGUACGAGUACGCCAUCACUCAGCACAUCAACACGCUGAAGGGCACCAGGGUUGCAUACUACGCCGACCACGCGAUGCGGGCCCUCAACCCGACGGACUCGUUCAACUGGGACCCCAUAAACCACCGCUUGGACGACCAGGCCGGCAUCACCAAGUUCCUCGAGGAUCGGAGGACCACCUCCUCCUGGAGGCCACGCGCCGCGACACCAUCGUGCCCUGCGCCGGCUCGGAGGGCGAGGCGGCGCGCCGGAAGAGGCGCCCGAGCCGAAAGAGGGCGAAGGCGAUGCUGAAGGAGAGGCGGCGAAGGGCGAGCUGCCCCUGCCGCCGCGACCAGCCACGCCGCUGCAGGUUCCUUUUGUCGAUCCGCUGCCGAUGGAGGACUUCGCCGCCGUGCCUCGCCUGACGGGGGUGUCUUCGAUCGAGUUCGUGCACCGCUACUUCCUGCGGGGGCACCCAGUGGUGCUGACCGACGGAAUGGAGAGCUGGCCCGCAUUCAAGACUUGGAAUCGCGUCUGGAUGAACAAGAGAUUCAGGAAGUGAAAGGAGAAGCAACGGCGUAAUCAUGAGCUUUCGAAUGUCCACGCGAAUUUCUUGGAUCGGCGUUGGACCCGUUUGGCGGCGUCUCCAGCGCAGCCGCUGGCGCGCUCCGCGCUCUAGGGACGGGUGUCCAGCGCGGAUCCGAGAAAUCCUAGCGGGCCUGCAAAAGUGUAGGUUUAUGUUGUGUUUGUCGUUCCUCUAGGAAGGAGAUCAUCGAGGAUGGCUACCGUGCAGAUGACGACGUGGCGAGCAACUGGAUAGUCGCCUCUCCGCUGCUGCGGAAGAAGCUGUCCAGGUGGUACUCCAUACCCUACCUGUGGAACCUCGGGGCUUGAACUUGUCGUCCACCGCGCCCAUGGCAGCGCCUUACUUCUACGGCUCGCCGAACAAGGGAUAUGCUAGCAAAACGGGGGAAGCACCUGGAUACCAACUGCCACCAGACAUACAGCCGCGCAGCUGGAGGGGACCAAGCAGUGGGUGCUCUGGCCCCCGCCCGACGCGGACCCAGAGCUGAAGCCCAUGAUCGCGGUAUUACGGCCUGGAGACAUCAUUACUGUGGUAUUCGGGUUGGUGGCACGAGGCCCGGACGGUCGACGACAACCAUAGCUUGGCCUUCACGGACUUCUUCUCCCACCCCGCGCCCACGCCUUUUCUGUGGGCGAACCGCAGGUUCCUCCUGAGCCAGCACUACUACGCGACGUGCGGGACCGUGUGGAGGCUGCAGACUGGGCUGCCCUUCGACGAGAGGACCGACUUCUCCCCAUUCGCGCAGGAGGCGCAGGGGAAGCCGGCGGCGAGGACGCGGUGAGCAGGCGGCUCUUCCCGUGCUUGGACUUGGCGCGUGCGCUGGCCGGCCCAGGGUCAUGCGCCGUGAUGUUCGGGCGGGCAUCCCUUGCGCAUUGUCGCCGAGCGUGCCGCUUCUUCCCUGCUGGCUGCUGCCAUGAGGCGAAGCGCUGGGUGGGCAA
Molecule: messenger RNA, 2142 nt
Organism: Prorocentrum cordatum
Lineage: Eukaryota; Dinophyceae; Prorocentrales; Prorocentraceae
Source: the annotation of a GenBank genome assembly